CUGUCAUUAAAAUACAAUAGGUAACCAUGGUCAAAACCAAUUUUAUGCUAUGAGUUAUGACUGUGGAAAGGCACUCCGGGGGUGGUGUAGAUCUUUCACAAAAACAGAGAGGUGGCUCACAGUUUUAGAGGCCAUUUUCCUGGUCGUAUUCAUAUCAUUUCUGACGUAUCUCAUACUGCAUUUACUCGUAUGCUCUUGUAUGGUCGAUAAUACUGAAAUCCAUGAGGCGAGUACGGGCGCAGAAUACGUUACAGCUGGCGAUUUUGCGACUACUCAUCGCAUCGAAGUCGCCACAUCCGAGGAAAAUACUGAUGGAAGAAGUUGCUCGUGGACACCGUCUUAUAAAACGGAGGCCGCCAAUCGUCACUUUCUCGACGGACGGGGCGAACUUCAAACUCCAGCAUUUAAAUUGCUAUCAAAAACUAAAUUAAAUCACUUAUUAUCGUACGAUGCUCCCGAUGAAGCCGAUAUUGAAACUGUAGAAACCGGUUUGGUGCUAGCUCUGGUGAGAGUACAACCGUUGACUUUCGGCUGUAUACUGUCUGUUGUAAGCGAAUGCUGGACCAUUACGACGGCUAGCUGCUAUGACAGUAUCAAAAUAUCUCGCCAUCGUGAACAAUUCGUGAUGAUAGGCGACCGCGGUGAUCUUAAAAGCGGCCACAACGUUUUAGAAGUUAAAAUGCAUCCAAAAUACCGCUCGAAUUCAACUUACUACGAUCUGUGUGCGUUAAAGUCGAACACGUCUUUAGGGAAAGAAAAAUUCUUGAUAUUACCGACACCGAUCGACUAUUUACUCACCGUUAUAGGAGACCGGCUUACUGCUUUUGGAUAUAGAACAAAUAGGAGUGCGGUUACGCUGCACGCGACAGUAGUGCGGUCGCUGUCGGCGCGGCGCUGCUCACUCGCGAUGGGCGGGGCGGUGUGCGCGGGGCGGCGGGGCGGGGCGUGCGGCGCGGGCUCGCCCCUCCUGCGCGGCCGCACGCUGCUGGCGGUCCUCGCCGGCCGAGGCAGCGGGGGCUUCCGCGCGAACGACGGCCAUCGCGACAGAGAGACGGCUGCAUCCGAGAGGGACGGCGCUAUACACUUCUCCGUCCCGCGGUGA
Molecule: messenger RNA, 1102 nt
Organism: Aricia agestis (brown argus)
Lineage: Eukaryota; Metazoa; Arthropoda; Insecta; Lepidoptera; Lycaenidae
Exons: 3
Coding region: 50-1102 (350 amino acids)
Biological process (GO): proteolysis
Molecular function (GO): serine-type endopeptidase activity
Source: RefSeq, a predicted model, not a curated record